Magallana angulata is the source of this 1822-nucleotide messenger RNA. Its product is annotated as PAT complex subunit CCDC47-like. The coding region runs from base 16 to 1500 and encodes 494 amino acids. Gene Ontology annotation, biological process: endoplasmic reticulum calcium ion homeostasis. Gene Ontology annotation, cellular component: endoplasmic reticulum. The record is from RefSeq and is a predicted model, not a curated record. Gene Ontology annotation, molecular function: calcium ion binding. NCBI's taxonomy places the organism in Eukaryota, Metazoa, Mollusca, Bivalvia, Ostreida, Ostreidae. The transcript is spliced from 13 exons.
UAAAUAUAUUCAAAUAUGAAAAAAUUACCAUUAAUUGGAGUAAUACACAGAAACAAUGUCACAUGCUUAUUUUUGGCUGUAGGUAUGAUGAAGCUGUGGGUGUUAUUAUGCCUGCUGGCUUGUCUCACUCCACUGACGGCUAGGCAACAAGAUGUCGAGGUCGACGAUAACGAGUUUGCUGAAUUUGAGGAUGAAGAGGAAUUUGUGAUGGAGACAAACAAUGAAAAAUCGGAACAGGCUGCUGGGAACACAAAUAAACCGACCAGUCAAGAUCAAAAGAGUGCAUCCGUGGAGGACCCAGAGGAAGAGGAAACCACUGUAGAGACAGAAGAUGAAGAGUUUGAGCACUUUAUUGAUGAAGACGAGUUCGAAGGUUUUGAGAAAGACAAAAGCCAGUCCAGUAAAUCUAAGGAAGGACAACCAGAGCUCAAAAUGGCUGACGUGCCUGUCCACCUGCGUACAAACUGGGACAGUUUCUACGUGGAGAUCCUGAUGUUGGCCGGACUAGGGGUCUACUUCCUGAACUUCCUGCAAGGGAAGAGCAAGAAUCACAAGCUGGCUCAGUCAUGGCUGAGUGCCCACCGCGACAUACUGGAGCAGAACUUCAGCAUCGUCGGAGAUGAUGGCACCUCCAAAGAAGCCUCGUCAGGCACACUGAUGAAGGAAUCCGAGAAUGUCUACGCUCUCUGGUGCAGCGGUAGGACGUGUGUGGAAGGCAUGCUGGUGGAGCUUAAGUUCCUGAAGCGACAGGACUUGAUCAGCUCAAUAUCCAACAUGCUCAAACCCUCCUCUGAUCAAAUUGCGAUACAGGUAGAUUUGGAACCCAAGGUCAUGGACAAAUUUGUGUUUGCCAUUGUUCAGAAGAGGAGCAGUGGAAAACUCCACAAGGAAUUGCUGGAUCUGAGUCAGUUCACAGAGAAGAAGAAUAUGGAUAAGAAGCUCGACAUUCCGACCUGUUUUCAAGUCCUCAGCGAGAUCAUGGAGGCCACAACAGCUGUGCUGGACAAAAAGGUGUGCCAGGUCCUACAGAAGUACGAAGCCUGCGUGGAGUACAUCCACUUCUCUGACCAGUACUCAGGAAUCAAGUCCACGGAUGACAGCCAGCCCACUAAGUUGCCUCAAGUGAAACCAGUCCUGAUGUUUGUGUUCAAUGUACCUGGUAAGGGGAAGAGCAAGCCAUCCGACAUGGAGUCCAUGAAACCUCUGCUACAGAUGGUGUUUCACUGCAUUGACAAAGUCAGCCGCCUCCAGCUCAGCAGAGAGGCCAAACAGAAAGCAGAAAAGAACCGACAGAAAGCAGAGGAGGAAUAUGAGCGCCUGACUCACAGCCAGCGACAGGAAGCGGCCCAGCUACGCCGCGAGGAAAAAAGACGUGCAGAGAAAGAGCGACUCCUGAACGAGGAGGAUCCGGACAAAGCUCGCAAGCUGGAGGAAAGAGAAAAUCGCAGGGAAAUGAAGCGUAAACAGCCGAAGAUGAAAAUGAUGAAAGUACAAGGCUGAGACAGUCUGAUUUUGUGCAAUGGAGAAGUGGUAGAGACUAUUAAUAAUAUAAUAUUUUUUAACUUGUCAGUGAGUGAAUGUAUGUAUGUUUGUAUAAGCUAGAGUGGCAAAAUGAUCAAUAAUUACAGCUUUUAUGACUGUGUCAUGUAAAGAAAAGUUUAUGAAUGGUAGUACGAAACUUUUUAAAAUAACCUUAAUUUUAUAAAAAAUUUAUGACUUGUAGUUGAGUGCAUUUCAUGAUAAAACUAAUGCAAUGAUAUCAUGCUCUAUUUGAGAAACUUUCAUGUUCACACACAUUGCAAUAAAAUUGUGUUUUUAAAAA